GGUAGAGGGAGCGAAAUGGAGGCGGUGAAAUUGUUGGAAGAGAUGGCCGAGAGGCAGAGGGAGCAGCUCCUGCAGCUGAGCCUGAGUUUGCAGCAGUGGACAGCACAACAACUGGAGCAACAAGGGCAGCUGUUCCAGAAGCUGAUGGAACGGUUACUAGCCCAACAGGCGCAGAGACUGCAAUCAGGGGCGACAGCGGAUAUGCCCAGGUUUGUUUUAGACACAAUGUCAGCUCCAGCACCCCAUGUGCCAGCUCCAGGUGGCUACCCAAUCUCAUCAGCACCAUCAGCACCCCCUACUUAUGAAGAGACAACCGGAAUCAACACUUACCCUCCAAAUCUAUAUCCUGUCCAAGAAUCUGAGCAUGGACCGAAUAUGAAGGGCAUGAAUCCUCCUCCAUAUCAUAGAAUCAUAGAACCUUCACGACCAGUUUCAGCUCCUAACCCAAUUGCAGUUCAGACUGUGUACGUGCAGCAGCCUGUAAUGUUUUAUGAUCGCCCAGUUCAGAUGUGCUGCCUCUCCUGCAACAAGAUGAUAGUGACACGUCUGUCUCACAGUGCAGGAGCACUGACCUGGCUGUCAUGUGGCAGCCUGUGCCUGCUGGGGUGCAUUGCUGGUUGCUGUUUCAUCCCGUUUUGUAUUGAUGCCCUUCAAGAUGUGGAUCACUAUUGUCCAAGCUGCCAAGCUCUCCUUGGUACCUAUAAGCGCUUGUAAGCCAUAUCAAAUUGAGUGAAGAUGGACGUCCAGAAUUGUUCAGCACCUUUUCAAGCUCUUUCGGAAGUUCAUGAAGAUCUGUGUUUAUCGUCAUUUGAAUGGAUCAAGAUAAUCUCACUAUAUUGUUUUUAUUAGUAAGAAUCUACUUAGGGGGACUCAGGACUGGCAGGGGAUAUAAUCUGUCACUUCACAGCCACUUAAGUUGAUAUUGACCAAAUGCUGUUUUUGUGUCUAUGGUUUAUGCAAAAUAACUGAUUGUGUGAGUCCAGUUAGUAUGUGAGAGAGUUCUUUGUGCGCACUGUGACCUGAGCUGAUCACGUCACCCUGAAGAUCAAGGUCUGAACUGGUGUGCACACAAACUUACCUUUUCUCCCCUACAAGUGAUGCCUCCAGAAAAGCACCAACGCAUCUUGGUAGGGGCUGCCUAUUCUGUGGCUGACUACAGUGAAGACCAGAAUCCUUUUCAAUCUGGCACCUUUUACAUGCACUAAAAUUCACUUUACAUUUUUGUUUUAAAGUUGUGCCUUUAAAAAAACCAAACCAAAAAUAGCCUGAAAUUUGGCUUUUCUCUUAGGCUGCUUUAUGAAGUCAAGCCUGCUUAGGCUACCAUGUCAGAUGGCUUUUCAACAUAGUCUCCCAGUUUCCUUGUUGUUUGUGAGUUGUCAGACCUUUAGCAUUGCAGAGUAUUUUUGUGCAGGAUUGUUUUAUAGGUCUGUGUGCAUAUGUGUAUAUAUAUUUUUAACUGCUGAGUUAUAAAUCUGUGAAGAUAGCUUUCUAGUGGAAAUUAUGAUAGUUAUGACUAUCAGUGUUGUCUUUCCUAUAAUGUAACUAUAUGAGCCAAAUGGUAAUUCCUAAAAAUACCCUCAGGCCUUUAAUGUUAUAAAAACUUGUAUCCCAUUUGCAUAACUUUAUAAAAAAAAAACCCUAAAACUCCCUUUUUACUUGCAAUUGGUGUAAUCUGAUGAUCACAUCUUUUAAUUAAGAAGGUGACUUUUUUUCCACUGAGUGAGCACUAGUUGGACAAGACUUGUAUAGUGAUAUUUCAGAUGAAAGAAAAGUUUCCAAAAUGAAAGAAUUUCCAGAGAUUGAUCACAGAAAUUGGAGUUUGAUUAUCUGAAGCUUGAAGUACUAUUUAUGAUUGCUGUAGACCUGUCUGAUAGGGACUACAGUCUAAUACUGUUCCUCGUGUGAAGUACAGCAUGGCUUCACCACUGAAGGUUCAAAUGUGUUUGCCUUAAUUUAGCUGAAUGUCUGUUUAAAAAAGCAACAUUAAAAAUUGAGUUUUAAAUAUAGGCUAUGAUUCUAAAAUUGUAUUAACCUAUGUAAACAAUAAACAUUGCAACUAUCAUUCUUUAAAAA
Pelodiscus sinensis (Chinese soft-shelled turtle) is the source of this 2073-nucleotide messenger RNA. The record is from RefSeq and is a predicted model, not a curated record. NCBI's taxonomy places the organism in Eukaryota, Metazoa, Chordata, Testudines, Trionychidae.